Messenger RNA from Colletotrichum spaethianum, 3192 nucleotides. RefSeq names its product SWR1-complex protein 4. The record is from RefSeq and is a predicted model, not a curated record. Lineage: Eukaryota; Fungi; Ascomycota; Sordariomycetes; Glomerellales; Glomerellaceae. Gene Ontology annotation, molecular function: ATP-dependent chromatin remodeler activity; ATP binding. The transcript has a single exon. Bases 1 to 3192 code for a protein of 1063 amino acids.
AUGACCCGACCGGUCAAACAGAACGCCAUAGUAAUUUCCGACGACGACGACGAUGACGACGGAACGUCGUCUGAAAUCGACCAUUCUCGGUCUUCAAGCAACAAAGCUCUUGGGAAACGGAAAAUCGACGUCGAUUUCGAAGAGAAGGAGGUGUGGGACGCAGACUCCGACCUAGAACUCCCCAAAUCCAAGAAGCGGAAGGGCCAGCGUGCUUCCGCUAACAAGGGGCAAAAGAACAAACGCAAGGGUCGACAGUCCAACAAGAGCGCCGUGGUCAAGCUCGACAUCGAUGAAAACAACGAGCCAGACGACCUCGAUGUUGCCGAAGCGCCGGACUACUUGAAGGAGCGGAGGAAGAAGUUCGACGAGAACCGCGAAAGGCUGCAGGAAGCCGGGCUUCUACUGCCCCCAGACUAUUCCGAUGUCGUCUUCUCCGACGACGAUCGACUGGACAGGCUGGAGCGCCGACCCAUGUUCGAAGAGAGCUCCAAGAUCAAGCCAUGCCGGCCAUACAAGGACGUCGAGCUCGAGUAUUCGGCUGGAAUCAUCCCUGCUUCCAUUGCGCAGUAUCUACGCGAAUACCAGGUCGUCGGCGUCAAGUUCCUGCAUCGUCUUUUCGUUUACCAGAGAGGUGGCAUCCUCGGUGAUGACAUGGGUCUCGGCAAGACGGUGCAGGUUGCCACAUUCCUUACGGCAGCCUUUGGCAAGACCGCCGAUGAGCGCGACAAGAAACGUUUGAAGAAGAUCCGUGACGUCUCCGGCCGCUGGUACCCGAGAAUCUUGAUCAUCUGCCCAGGAUCCAUCAUCGAGAACUGGAAGAACGAACUAAACCGUUGGGGUUGGUGGAGGGUUGAUGUUUUUCAUGGCGCAGGGAAAGAGGACGUGCUCUCUACAGCCAAGGCAGGCCGAACGGAGAUCAUGAUUACGACUUACACGACGUACAAAAACCACAAGAGCUUGGUCAACACAGUCAAAUGGGAUGCCGUCAUCGCCGACGAAUGCCACCAAAUGAAGGAAAAGAGCUCCGAGGUUACCAAGGCAAUGAACGAUGUCAAUGCGCUUUGCCGUAUUGGUUUGACGGGCACAGCGAUCCAGAACAAGUACGAAGAGCUUUGGACUCUGCUGAACUGGACGAAUCCAGGCCAUUUCGGCACCUUGGGGGAAUGGAACAACACCAUCACCAAACCUCUGACGCGAGGGCAGUCCCACGACGCAACCUUGAGCCAAUUGCGAGACGCCCGAAUCACUGCCAGGAAGCUUGUUACUAACCUGCUUCCCGGCUUCUUCCUGCGCCGGAUGAAAACAUUAAUAGCCCACCAGCUACCCAAGAAGAGCGACCGAGUCGUCUUCUGCCCGCUCACUGACCAACAGCAGGAAGCAUACAAGAACUUCAUCAGUAGGCCUGACGUCGAGCUUCUUCGGACUCUUUCGGACCCCUGCGACUGCGGGUCGGGUGUUGGCCAGGGAUGGUGCUGUCGGAAGACGCUCGAUGACGGGACAUCAUGGCAGUCCAUCAUCUUCCCCUGCGUCACUACUCUACAAAAGCUGUCGAAUCACCUUACUCUUCUGAUCCCUGCAGGAGGAAGUGAUCAAGAUGAGAAGCACCAGAGAGAAAUGCGCACCCUGCAGACCUGCUGUCCGGACACGUGGCUACACCUCUACAAGAACAGAGAUGCGAUCAUGAAUCUCGCCAACCCCGAGUUCUGCGGGAAAUGGAAGGUCUUGAAGAAGCUUCUCAAGUUCUGGCACGACAGCGGCGACAAAGUCCUCGUCUUCUCGCACAGUGUCCGACUGCUUCGCAUUCUGCAGCACUUAUUCCACAACACCAGCUAUAGUGUCACGUAUCUGGAUGGUACGGUGACCUAUGAGGACAGGCAAAAGGCCGUUGACGACUUCAACUCCGACCCGACCCAAUUCGUCUUCUUGAUUUCGACCAAGGCUGGUGGCGUAGGCCUAAACAUCACUUCUGCGAACAAGGUUGUCAUUGUUGAUCCUCAUUGGAACCCGUCGUACGAUCUUCAGGCUCAGGACCGAGCGUACCGUAUCGGCCAGGUUCGGGAUGUCGAUGUCUUCCGACUGGUUUCGACCGGAACUAUCGAGGAGAUUGUCUACGCCAGACAGAUCUACAAACAGCAACAGGCCAACAUUGGCUACACGGCAUCGUCCGAGCGACGGUACUUCAAAGGUGUCCAGAAGGACUCUGAGCGCAAAGGAGAGAUCUUUGGGUUGGAGAACCUCUUUAUGUAUCGCGAGAACCAGCUCGUGAUCCGUGACAUUGUCAACAAGACCAACAUCGCCGAGGCAAAGGCCGGAACCGGCAUCGCAAUGACCACCGUCGACAUGGAGAAGCUUGCCAAGGAAGAAGAGGGAGAGCUCGAUUCCCUGAAGCGCGAGCCUGUGGACUCGGAAGACGGUGAUAUGAGCCAGCUUGCCGCUUUCUUGGCCGCCAAGGACCCCAAGGCUGGCGACUCUGCGAAAACCCAGCAAGCCAAGAGCGAUGCCGUCCAGGCCAUCCUGUCGGCGGCAGGCGUUGAGUACACACACGAAAACUCGGAGGUGAUUGGGACGUCCAAGAUUGAGGAACAGCUGUCCCGCAAAGCGGAGAUGGCCGCCAGCUCCGACGUUGACGGAGAGGGCGACAGCGCGCUGUUCGCGGAUAGCCAGGUGUUUGGCGCGCAGGCCCAGAAGCUAAAAGGGUUUUCGUACAUUUACAACCCCCCAGAGGAUGUCAUGCGACGGCAAUUCUGCUCCAUGGCGCGCGAGUUCGGCUUCGCGACUGCUACCGAGUUCGCCCUAGUGGUCGGCAGUUGGACACAGGCGCAGAGACGGAACUGCCUUGAUGCGUUUUACAAGAUUCGCGAGGGCAAGUUGCUGGCCGAAGAGACUGUCAAGGCCGAGGAGCAGGCGGCCGUCAAGAGGGAGUCCCCGAAGCGGGAGGACGAGGUCAAAGAGGAGCCGGGGGCGAAGGUCGAGGUGAAGAAGGACAACGUUGUGGUCGUGGAUGAUGAUGCUGAGACCGAGGACGAGGACGAGGACGUCCAUUCCAAGGAGGACGAUAUCAAGCAGGAACCUGUCGAGAGCAAGGAGAGCGUCCAACCGGACAAAGGAACCGUCAAAGUAGAAACGGAAGUCAUUCCGAAGAGGACGUCCGUCUUCAUUUACGACACAGACGACGAUACGGAUGAGCUUUGA